This is a messenger RNA of Apis cerana (Asiatic honeybee), 775 nucleotides long. RefSeq lists its product as uncharacterized. The record is from RefSeq and is a predicted model, not a curated record. Lineage: Eukaryota; Metazoa; Arthropoda; Insecta; Hymenoptera; Apidae.
UUCAACUAAGAUUAUAUUUUCAUUGACUGUAUAGUUAUUUGAUUUUUCAAUAAAAUACAAUUAUUUUAUAGGAAAAAUUUAAUAAUUAUAUAAAAUAAAUAUAAAACUGUAAUUAAAAUAGACUGUAAUUAAUAUAAUUAAUAAAAAUAUAUAAUAAUAUUUUUUUCGAUAUGUUUAUAAAUUAAUAAUUAUUAUUUUGAGUAACAAAAGUAAAAAUUUCCAAAAUAGUUUAAUUUAAAUGAAUAUAAUUUUGAUGGUUUUAAUGAAUAAGUAUCAUUAAUUUAUUAGUUUGUUAGUUUAUAACUUCGUAAGUUUAAAUUAACCGCGUUAUGAAUGCCAUAGUUGUCUUACUGUGACUGCGCGAGAGGUUAUAUAAAUUAUAAAAAAUGGUGAAAAUUCUAAGAAAAGUGAUAUUUUUAGAAGAAUUAAAACCGAUAUAUCAUAAACCUUUCUGGACGAAGGCAGCAUUACUAUGGGAAAAGUUUAAAGAAACUAACCCUAUAUUAGGAUUAUUUGUACCUUUAGCUGCAAUAGUAAUUCCGACUUUAGGCGGAAUGAUAUUUUAUAAAAAACUCCAUGAAAAUCCUAUUCCAAAGUAUUAUGAGUAUAUUAUUGUUAUGAGACCUGAUGAUCCAGCAGUUCAACAUAUUAGAAAAGAUGAGUCAUUGAAAAUAGGGAGAUUACGUGAAAAGGAUACAAUUCUUAUGCCACAUUAGUUGUAUAUUACUUAAAUGAUAUAGUAAAUAAAUAUCUGUUAUUAAGUAAAAUCAUCAUA